Lepisosteus oculatus (spotted gar) is the source of this 3798-nucleotide messenger RNA. It is a transcript of the gene dgcr2, whose product is annotated as DiGeorge syndrome critical region gene 2. Gene Ontology annotation, cellular component: membrane. The record is from RefSeq and is a predicted model, not a curated record. Lineage: Eukaryota; Metazoa; Chordata; Actinopteri; Semionotiformes; Lepisosteidae. Gene Ontology annotation, molecular function: protein binding.
GGACGAGGAAGCCAUCUUGUAAUUUUUUUCCGAAUCGGGAACACGGAUUGGAGUGCGUGAGGAGUGUGGGGGGAAUAAGGGACCCAGGAUUGCCGUUUUGUGUUAAAAAGAUAUCGCUGCAAAACGCGAGUUUUUGUGCGUGUGCGAGCCUUCAAGCCCCUUGACGUCUUCUUUGAAAGCGAUUCGAAACCUUCACGGGGGGGGGCGGUGAUGUGUGUGUGUGGUGGCGGUGGUGGUGGUGGGGGGAGUUAGGAGGGGAAAAAAAAGUAAAAAAAAAAAAGCUCGGGGUUCAGAAAUUCACGUCGGCGCGUGUUUCAUUUCUGCGUGUGGGUCUAUGAUGAAUGGAGGAUAAAUGUUGUUCAAGGCUGACAACAGCAGUUGCGCCCUCCUCCUCCUCUCUCUCCUCUUCGCCCUCACUCUGACAGACCCACCGCGAACAGGUCCGCGCCUGGCUCUGGCACGAUUACUGUCAGAGCUGCGGUGCAGCCCUGGCCAGUUCGCCUGUCGCAGCGGGAAGAUGCAGUGUAUCCCCCUGGCCUGGCAGUGUGACGGAUGGACAGCCUGCGAGGACAAGAGCGAUGAGAUGGACUGCCCCACUGUGAAAAAGGAUGAGAGGUUCUCCUACAGCAAUGGGUACGACAACGAAGAAGGCAUCAUCAGUGUGGCUCAACCUGUGCGCUUCAACAAGAAGUGCCCCAACGGCUGGCAUCACUAUGAGAAAACGGCCAGCUGCUACAAGGUUUACCUGAACAGCGAGAACUACUGGCAGGCGGUGGAGACCUGCCAGAGGGUCAACGGGUCCUUGGCCACCUUCGGCACCAACGAGGAGCUGCAGUUCAUUCUGAGGAUAGAGGUGGAUUUCGACGAGAAAGUGUGUGAGCACAAGGACCAGUGCAAGUUCUGGGUUGGUUACCAGUAUGUUAUCACUAAUCGCAAUCAUUCUCUUGAAGGCCACUGGGAAGUGGCUUAUAAAGGCUCCAUGCAGGUGUUUUUACCCCCUGAAGGACUGACUAACUCUGGGGAGGCGAUGCCGAAUCAGGAGAAUGUGUUUUGCGCUCAGCUGCAGCGUUUCCAAAUCAAGACGAUGAAUGAACGAGGCCUACACAGCUGGCGUGCCGAAAACUGCUACAAGAAAUUUCCUUUUCUCUGUAAAAGAAGUAGGUUGAAAGGACAGACGUGUGUAGACAUCAAGGACAACGUGGUAAAUGAAGGCUACUACUUCACUCCCAAGGGCGAUGACCCCUGCCUGAGCUGCACGUGUCACGACGGCGAGCCGGAGAUGUGCGUGGCGGCGCUCUGUGAGAGGCCGCAGGGCUGCACUCACUUCAGGAAGGACCCCAAGGAGUGCUGCAAGUUCACCUGCCUUGACCCAGAUGGGAACAGCCUGUUCGACUCCAUGGCCAGCGGGAUGCGACUGAUUGUGAGCUGCAUCUCCUCCUUCCUCAUCCUCUCUCUGCUGCUCUUCAUGGUGCACCGGCUUCGGCAGAGGCGCAGGGAGCGCAUCGAGACGCUCAUCGGAGGAAACUUGCACCACUUCAACCUGGGCCGCAGGGUUCCUGGCUUCGACUACGGCCCCGAUGCCUUCGGGACAGGCCUGACUCCGCUGCACCUGUCAGACGAUGGCGAGGGAGGGGCCUUUCAUUUCCAUGAGCCCCCACCCCCGUACGCCGCCUUCAAAUACCCCGACAUACAGCACCCCGAUGACCCCCCGCCCCCCUACGAAGCAUCCAUCAAUCCAGACACUAUCCUCUACGUUGAUCUGGGACAAAAUAAUUCCCCAGCCAAUGAAACCAGCCACCCGCCUUUAGAAGCCGGCAGUCUCCAGCAGGAAGUGACAGAGGAGGUCUCUGCGUUAGAGCAGUCUUCAGAAGAACAUGACGAUUCCAUUGACAGCAGCACACUGCUGGUACCCCCAGACUCGCCUAAUGAUGAAACCAUCACAACAGAAACUGCAGUUGCGUACUGCACCAGCAACUCUUCACUAAGCACUGUUGUCUAAGACGGGGAGCAAGGUCAUUCUUUUACCGUCAAACAAAAUGUUUAGGGGAGCUGUUUGCACACUGCUGUACGGAUACGAGUUGUUACUCUAGGCAGUUGUCUACAGAGGCUUCUAGUUUCAUUUCCAUGCUCUUGCUAUUAUGCCACAGGUUAGUAUCACUUUUAUGUUAUCUUUUAAAUUCAGAUUGCGCUAUCCUGCCGUUUCCAUGGAGGAUGCUACGAAAGGGGUUCGUGAUCAAAUUGGGGAAAAAAGUCAGGCAGCUUUUUUUUUUAAAUAAAGAUUCUUUGGAUCAAUGGAAAUUGGAACUGAAGGACUGCACAGCGGAGCACGGGUGAUUUUGCAUACGUGAUGUGUACCGUCUGCUACGUUAGAAUGGAGGUUCUAGAAAGUUAAAACUCUUCUUUCGAAAUGUCUGAAAGGUGUAAAGUUUGUUACAAAAUGAGAAUAUAGUUUUCUCAUUGUAAAUAUGGGUCUCCGGACUCCACUCCUUGCAAACAGGAGGGGUAAAUGACACUGAUGUGCAAAUUUUUAGAAUUUCUGUCUUCCAAAUAUACUGUAUCAAACGGGAAGAAUACAUGAAAAUUGUGACAUCUAUUCAUGAAAAUCCUGCAUAGCCCUUUGCAGUCAUUUGGCAUCGUGCAGGCAGUCGUGCGACUGUUUGAUGGGCAAGAGACGUGUCCUGCAAAAAAGAGGAAUGGUUAAAUGAAAUAUUCUCUGUAUUUUUGAUUAAAUGUUUUUAAUAAAUUAAAACACUAGCAAAACUCUAAAUGAGUCGCAUAAGAAAAUGCAAUGUCCAGAUGUCUUAUUUUGAGAAUUGAGCACUAUUGGCAAUUUUUAGGUUAUUUUAUAGUGAGAUAGACUAUAAAUUCAUGUUUGUAAGUCUUGAGAACCUAUGCAUUGAGAUGUCAGAAGUACUGUACAUUGUAAUACAGUUCCAGAUUUACUUAUACAUUAUACCCCAAAUAAAAUUUUCAACUUUUUCAAUUAGAAAUGUACAGUACUCACUUUUUCUAAAUUAAUUUUGAAAGUCCAUUAUUAGUUUUGUACAAUCCUUUUUAAUGCACAGUAUGUUUUGGGAAAUAUAGUUCCUAUGGGUCUUUUCAAUAGGAGAUGUGGUUCGUAGGUUUCGGGUGUUUUUGUCAAGAAGGUGGCUUUGUGAAAAGUUGAUGUUCAGACUUCCUGAAAUCAAUUCCUGAGGUCUGUUUUUUUUCACGGCAGACAUUAGAAAUUCAAUGUUUUGCACAUCACUGUUUUGUGAAGCGGGUUCUGUGCAUUUCUGGUUGAUUAAAAAUAUAUAUAUAGAACAUUCUAAACUUUAUUGAAGUACCAAACACAUCAUAACUUUUAUAUUUUGUAACAUUUCAGAGUUAUUGUACAUUUUUCUUUUUUUGUGGACUGGUGGGAUUAUAUUUUGGUUGGUUGAAGAAUAGUUCUACCAUUGCAGUGUUUUUUUUUCUCCUGUUUUCUUUGUACAAAAGUUUGGAGUAUAAAGGUAAUCUCAGAUGAUGGGCCCAGUCUGCGUGGCUUGUAAAUUCCACAUGAAUGAGUUCAGCCUCCUGAGUGUCAAGUCAAUAAGAAGCUUAACCUAAUGGCUUAAGUCAGCAGACUCUUUUGAAUAAACAUGCAGAUAAUUCAAGCUUGAUUCAGCCAUGGAGUUCAAAGAUUUUAAAUAAAGGCAUAUACAUUUGCUGGGAUGAUGAAAGUCAACCUUCUCUACCCAGUCCUUGUGGGAUAUAUAGGAUAACAUGCUAUUGUGAACUGAAUGCUGUAGAUCAGCCAUUAAAAAAAAACUGCAAUAU